This is a messenger RNA of Dermacentor silvarum, 1002 nucleotides long. RefSeq names its product malate dehydrogenase, cytoplasmic-like. Gene Ontology annotation, cellular component: cytosol; mitochondrion. The transcript has 7 exons. The record is from RefSeq and is a predicted model, not a curated record. Lineage: Eukaryota; Metazoa; Arthropoda; Arachnida; Ixodida; Ixodidae. Gene Ontology annotation, biological process: malate metabolic process; oxaloacetate metabolic process; tricarboxylic acid cycle. Gene Ontology annotation, molecular function: L-malate dehydrogenase (NAD+) activity. The coding region runs from base 136 to 1002 and encodes 288 amino acids.
UCUAAGGAUCCGAUCCGUGUACUGGUAACUGGAGCUGCCGGCCAGCUGGCCUACUCGCUCAUACCCAUCAUUGCCGAGGGCCACGUGUUUGGGGAAGACCAGCCAGUAAUCCUCCACCUGCUGGACCUACCGAAGAUGAUGGGCGUCUUAAACGGCGUUGUCAUGGAGCUUGCAGAUUGUGCCUUCCCUCUCCUACAGGAGGUGAUUGCCACAGAUGAAGAGAAGACUGCAUUCACCGAUAUCGACGUGGCCUUCCUAGUGGGCUCAUUGCCUCGGAAGCCCGGCAUGGAGCGCAAAGAUCUGCUGACCGCCAACGCCAAGAUCUACCAGAGCAACGGACGUGCUCUCGAUCAGUAUGCCAAGAAGUCUGUCAAGGUUCUGGUGGUGGGUAACCCGGCGAAUACGAAUGCGCUGAUCUGCUCCAAGUACGCGCCGUCUAUUCCCACGGCGAACAUCUCAGCCAUGACGCGUCUCGACCACAACAGGGCCCAGGCACAGAUUGCCCUAAAGCUGAAGGUGUCAAGUGCUGACGUGCGGAACGUGAUCAUCUGGGGCAACCACUCGUCCACCCAAUUACCGGACAUCAGUCACGCCUUCGUGACUCUGGGUGGCCGGAACGUCAGAGUCACCGAUGCCAUCAAUGACGACGGCUACACCCAGAGCGAGUUCCUCACCACUGUGCAGAAGCGUGGUGGUGCUGUGAUUGCGGCGCGCAAGCUCUCCAGCGCCAUGUCGGCCGCUAAAGCGGCGGCCGACCACAUGCACGACUGGUGGCAUGGUAUCCCUCAGGGCCAUUGGGUGUCUAUGGCGGUGCUGAGUGACGGCUCGUAUGGAUCGCCAGCCGACGUGAUGUUCAGCUACCCUGUGCAUAUCGACUCGCAGCGGCGCUGGCGCAUCGUGGACGGACUGUCCAUGUCGGACUUUGUCCGGCAGAAGAUCCAGGUCACUGGCCAGGAACUCGUCGAGGAGCGAAACGAAGCCCUGGCUUUCUGCAAGAACUGA